CGCUCGACGGGCGCAGGCUCAGGCUCGCCGCGGCGUGGCGGCAGGCGCGGCCCCGGCAGCAGCAGCGGCAGCCGCCGGGCGCCAUGGGGCGUUAGCACAGCCGGUGCCCUCGCCGUGCCUCAGGAAGGAGCCGCCGCCGGGUGCCUCCCGAGCCGUUCCUCCGCCCGCUCCCUCGCCGCCCGGAGCCCCAUGAGCCUGAACGAGCACUCGAUGCAGGCGCUGUCCUGGCGGAAGCUCUACCUGAGCCGCGCCAAGCUGAAAGCCUCCAGCCGCACCUCCGCGCUGCUCUCCGGCUUCGCCAUGUCUAUCUCAGGGCUGACCAUCACCACCAGGAAUACUUUGCAGAACAUAUCCAGUGCUACUAACACUGGCUCAUCCACACCUGUAGUGGCAGAAUCAAAAUCUCUAGUGCAGGUGGCUAUGGUAGAAGUUCAACUAGAUGCAGACCAUGACUACCCCCGAGGUCUCUUGAUAGCCUUCAGUGCCUGUACUACUGUCCUUGUCGCAGUUCACCUUUUUGCACUCAUGAUAAGUACCUGCAUUCUUCCAAACAUAGAGGCUGUUAGCAAUGUGCAUAAUCUCAACUCUGUAAAGGAAUCUCCUCACGAGCGUAUGCACCGGCACAUUGAGCUUGCCUGGGCGUUUUCCACUGUCAUUGGGACUUUGCUCUUUCUUGCAGAGGUGGUGUUACUGUGCUGGGUGAAGUUCCUUCCCUUAAAGAAGAACCCUAGUGGUCCGUCCCAGAACAGCAGCUCCACCAUCACAUCAGGACAGGCAGCAGCCAUUGCAUCAACGUCCAUUAUGGUUCCCUUUGGACUGAUUUUCAUUGUGUUUGCCGUCCACUUCUACAGGUCACUGGUCAGCCAUAAAACAGACAGGCAAUUUCAGGAACUGAAUGAACUUGCUGAAUUUGCACGGCUCCAGGAUCAGCUGGAUCACAGAGGUGAUGCCAUCUCCCCAGCCGUUACCCAUUUUGCAUAAACCUGUACUUAAAGAAAAUAAACCCACUGUCUUGCUUCUGCCUUGUUAUGUUGACUCCCCCAUGCAUGAACUGGUCAAACUGUUGAUUUUCUUUUAAAGAGAAGGUUUAUAAAUGUCGUUUGAACUUUAUGGAGAAAAAAAAUGUUCUUGUCAUAAUCUGUUGGAUCGCUGACAUCUGAAGGAACGGAUGGUGGGGUACGCUUGCACUGCACGCGCAUCCCUCCUCUUGUGAGCACUCUGGUUUGCUUCUUGUUAGUGCCGAAUGGUGGCUAUAGAAAUUCGUGGAGAGCAACACUGUAAAUCUGGGUAUUUGUUAGGGAUGGAUAGAGAAUCUCUUUUCCUCUUUAUUUGAUGUUGGCAUUUACUAGAAGAUACUGCUUGUCCAAUCCAUGUUGCAUGGCAUGAUACAAAUUACUUGGGAUAUGCAGCAAUUAGCACUUGGUUUCAGUGCUAGCGCUGUUCUCUCUGGAAAGCCUGACAGAUGGUAGAAGUGAAAGCUUUCCCACCACCUUCCCCAGUAUGUUUUGCUGCCAAGUAAUUAAUACUUCACUGAUUUCUCCAGCGCCUUUUCCUAUGGCAGUUACACAUUUUAUAACUUGCUAAACACCCAUGACUAGUCCUACUGCGAUGUGGUAUGGGCACAUGAGUAGGAAUGAACUACUAUACUCUUCUUUGGAAGAAAAUAAAAGCAAUAACUGUUCUAAGGUUCUCGCGAGCUGGCACGUAUUGUAUUAUCUGAAGAGAUAAAUUGCCUGUUUUCCAUUUAGGAAUCUUUUUUAAAAAAAAGAAGGAACUAGAUGGAAAUUAUCACUGGAUAAAUUUUGCUUGAAAAUCAGAACCACUGCUGUUUUUUCCAAGCCAAAGUAGUAAUUAUUUUAUACUUUUAUAUAAAAAAUAUAUAUUUUUUAAUAAAUCCUCAGACACAAGCAGCAAAAGGUGCUUUCUCUGCAUUGGGUUCCCAAGUAAUUAGCUAUGCCUUGGUCUUCCUUGUUUAGAAAAAGUCUUCUGCUUGCUGAAGUGUUGUAUGUAAUAACUUCAGACAUUUUUUGCUUCCAAAGGAUCUGGAAGACUAAUUCUUUCUAUGUCAAUUUAUUUAUGAAAGUAGAUUAUUUGUAAUUAACAUUGCUGCUCACUUUCAGACACGCAUCUGUGAUAGGCUACAGUGUCAUUUUUCUGUUUUCUUCCUUACGAGGCCAAAUGGAAGCUUUUGCUUCUUAGGUAAGAGGUGUGUCCAAGAAAGAUGUAGCAGCUGUGCUGUGCUGCUGCAGUAAUUCCAGCUAUGUCUGGAAGUGGAUUUUCUGGAAUGCAGUUCUUGUAUGGAGAAGCUUUGAGCUUUAAUGGGUAAAAGCACUGAGUAAAAGUCUUAUUUAUUUUUUUUUAAGACAAGUUUAAAAUCUAUUGGAACAAAACUUGACCCCACACUGUAGCUAACACUGUGGAAUAUAAGCCUGUGGUGUUUUUCUUUUUUAGAACCCAGAUGGGUUACAGGGAGCUGUACCUGACUGAGCCUGGGCUGGAUGUGGUCUCUUACACCCAACCUCCAUCUCAGGUUAUCCCGAUGUACUUAAAAACCAUGGGAUGUGUUGACAGGGUGGGUGGCAGAGCGUGGUGUUUACCAGGGAAGCAGCCCACUGAAGUGAUUGGGACUGAUCCCUUGUGUCAGCACUGCUGCAGUGUGAAGUGUUGACAAGGCUACCUGCGAUGCGUUUUGUGUUCUGAAAACUAACCAUUAAAAAAGGACUUGGUGUUUUUUCAGCAGCUUUCUUGCUGGGGUAUUCUCUGUCCACCUGCAGAAAACAGCUUUCCACUUGCCAAUUUCAGAAGUCCUCCUGGCAUACAGGAGCCAGGCAGGAUUUUCCGUAGCUCUGCCAUUAAUUUGUGUUUCAGGUAUAAAUAUUCUAUUACUGGUGUAAAUCUGAUGGUGAGAAUUGUGACUGCAGUUCCUCAGGUAUUGAUUCAUGGAGCACUGAAAAGAUUAAAUAGUAAAGGCAUUAAAUGCCACAGCAUUCCAAAACAUGAAAUCUUUGCAAUAGGCACAAAAUGUAUUUGCCCAUCCUUCCGUGAAAUACCAGUCCCAUAUUGGGAAGGGAGACUCAGUAGAGGAAGCAGAUCUGACUCAAUAUUCAUACUAGAACAAAUGGUCAAAAGGGUGCUGUCAGGCUUAAACAAUACACUUCUGUAAGUUACGUAUUUUAAAGUUCUAACAUUAUUUUGAAUGUAAGUCCAGAAAAUGUUUUCCAAGCUUAUUUUGUAAAAUUAUUUGCUGUCCUUGAUAAAUUGCUGAAUUUCUUUUUAUCUUGCAGAUCUUUUAAAAAGUGUCAGGGAAGUGUUUUGUUUAGGAAAUACAAAAUUAAAAUUUUUAAUUUUCUCAUGCUCUAAUUUUUGAGUUAAUGGAGCUGUUACAACAGCUGCUUUUCUAACUAUUUUCUGCACUUUAAUCUCUGAUAUCAAGUGUAUUUCUCUCAUUUUCCAGCUCUGGAAAUGGUCAUGAAAGUCAUACCUUGGGCACUCUCUCAACUGUGCCAGAGGCAGUAACCAGACCCAACCGCGUGGCUCUAAAUGUUAAAGAGUGCACAUAAAGUUUUGGUUUUAUUUA
This is a messenger RNA of Oxyura jamaicensis (ruddy duck), 3577 nucleotides long. It is a transcript of the gene ORAI1, whose product is annotated as ORAI calcium release-activated calcium modulator 1. NCBI's taxonomy places the organism in Eukaryota, Metazoa, Chordata, Aves, Anseriformes, Anatidae. Gene Ontology annotation, molecular function: store-operated calcium channel activity. Bases 190 to 981 code for a protein of 263 amino acids. The record is from RefSeq and is a predicted model, not a curated record. The transcript is spliced from 3 exons. Gene Ontology annotation, biological process: store-operated calcium entry. Gene Ontology annotation, cellular component: membrane.